Messenger RNA from Lactuca sativa (garden lettuce), 1104 nucleotides. RefSeq names its product protein FAR1-RELATED SEQUENCE 5. The record is from RefSeq and is a predicted model, not a curated record. Lineage: Eukaryota; Viridiplantae; Streptophyta; Magnoliopsida; Asterales; Asteraceae.
AUGGGAUUAAACGGGGGCGUCAGGAUCAUUGUCAUGAAGUUCCAGGCUCCGCGGUUCAUCAACCCGAAUGAAUUCGCCAAUCGAGUGACAAACAUUCCUCCAUUGAUACGGGAGGUUUUUCGAUCUUUGACCGCACCCUCCGAAAGUAACAUAAUUGAAGAAUCUGAAUAUAAACCAAAUGUCCCUACAGAAUUUGUACCAGUUGUAAAUAGUGUUUUCAAAUCACUAAAUUUGGCAGUAAAAAUGUAUACAGAUUAUGCAUGGCAGGGUGGCAAGGAUAAACCAAAACCUCAUGAUACAUUGGCUACAAGUUCUGUCAAGAGGAAACCAAAUUCAAACAAGAUAAAUAUUGGGUGUACAACAAAGAUUAUAUUUGAAAAUGUUUAUGGAACAACAGAUUACAAAGUUAAGAAAUUCUUUGAAAUGCACAACCACCCACUGGAAAGUAUCGAGGAAAGACCUUAUACGAAAAAGACAAGAAAGAUGUCAUAUUCUGAAAAGGAGUUUGUAGUACAUGCAUCAAAAGCUAAAAUUGGUCCCACAAUGGCUCACAAAAUACGAGCAGUUUUGAAAGGAGGAUAUGAAUAUGUAGGGGCAAAGGUAACAGACUACAAAAACUUGAGGAGAGGAGUAAAUAGAAUCUUAUGCUACAAGGAUGCUCGAAUAAUGAUAAACAAAAUGAAUGAUCGUAGAGAUCAUUACCCAAAUUAUUCAUUUGAGUUCCUACGUGAUGAAGAUAUGUUGGUUGCUAUGUUUUGGGCAGAUGAAAGAGAAAAGGCUUUUUAUGCAGAGUUUGGAGAAGUUGUAUCUUUUAAUGCAACUUUUAGAACAAACAAGUAUAAAAUGGUAUUUGUUCCAUUCACAGCAGUUGACCACCACAAGAAAUCAGUUAUUGUUGGUGCUGGGUUGCUGAGUAGAGAGAUAAUUGAGUCAUAUGAAUGGCUGCUUAAAGCUUUUCUUAGAGAUCAUGAAGGGAAAGCACCAAAAAUUGUUAUAACUUAUCAAGAUGAAGAAAUAAAACAAGCAGUGGAAUCUGUCUUGCCAAAUUCAAGACACAGACUAUGCAUGUGGCAUAUAAUGAAAAAACUACAAGCAAAGGUAUAA